This is a messenger RNA of Paramuricea clavata, 509 nucleotides long. NCBI's taxonomy places the organism in Eukaryota, Metazoa, Cnidaria, Anthozoa, Malacalcyonacea, Plexauridae. The record is from the annotation of a GenBank genome assembly.
UCGGUGUUGGACCAACUGUGGUGGACGAUGUUGGACCAUCUGUAGUGGACGAUGUUGGUUCAUCUGUUGUGGACGAUGUUGGAUUAUCUGUUGUGGACGAUGUUGGUUCAUCUGUAGUGGACGAUGUUGGAUCAACUGUAGUGGACAAUGUUGGAUCAUCUGUAGUGGACGAUGUUGGAUUAUCUGUGGUGGACGAUGUUGGUUCAUCUGUAGUGGACGAUGUUGGUUCAACUGUAGUGGACGAUGUUGGAUCAUCUGUAGUGGACGAUGUUGGUUCAACUGUAGUGGACGAUGUUGGUUCAUCUGUAGUGGACGAUGUUGGUUCAACUGUAGUGGACGAUGUUGGUUCAUCUGUAGUGGACGAUGUUGGAUCAUCUGUAGUGGACGAUGUUGGUUCAUCUGUUGUGGACGAUGUUGGUUCAACUGUAGUGGACGAUGUUGGAUCAUCUGUAGUGGACGAUGUUGGAUUAUCUGUAGUGGACGUGGUUGGGUCAACUGUAGUGGACGUG